Messenger RNA from Phyllostomus hastatus (greater spear-nosed bat), 1155 nucleotides. RefSeq names its product neuronal vesicle trafficking associated 1 (gene NSG1). Lineage: Eukaryota; Metazoa; Chordata; Mammalia; Chiroptera; Phyllostomidae. Gene Ontology annotation, molecular function: clathrin light chain binding. The record is from RefSeq and is a predicted model, not a curated record. Gene Ontology annotation, cellular component: endosome; membrane. The coding region runs from base 551 to 1108 and encodes 185 amino acids. The transcript has 5 exons. Gene Ontology annotation, biological process: clathrin coat assembly; G protein-coupled dopamine receptor signaling pathway; endosomal transport.
ACGGCUUCAGAAGGAGCGGAUAAUGGGACAAUGAAACUAAUCUUGUAGAAAAGCACAAUCAGCGGUCUCCUUUAUAAAUCUCAUCCCCUGCCACCUCGGGGGGAGCAGGGAGCAGCCACUCACAGCCCGGCCUCCCAUUCCACACGAGCGGAUGCAUCUUUCGCUGGGAAAGUACUUUCAUUUCACAUUCAAGGGCCAUUGUCAGAGGCUUAGAAACAAUCUCUGGAAGCUGGGAUGACACAGAGCAAAGUCGAUGUCAUGGCUGCCCAUCCCCCCACCCCCAUUUCUUGCCUAUUUCAAGUCACAGCAGUGCAGCUGAAGCACCGUUUAUGGAGAAUCUAGUUCACGGAAGCCUCUUGCUAGGACCGGGGGCCAAAGAUCGAGCCCCCGUUUCCGUCCUCCCAGAGCUCACAGGCCAGGGGGGUCACAGACACAGCUGAGCCACCCGCCCAAGCCCAGCUGCCCACCCGCACCUCCCGGCUGUUUGACCUUGAACAAGGACUUCACCUUCUGUUUCCUUGCAGGCGGCAGCCUCGGGUCUCCCGGAACCAUGGUGAAGUUGGGGAGCAAUUUCGCGGAGAAGGGCACCAAGCAGGUGCUGCUGGAGGAUGGCUUCGACACCAUCCCCCUGAUGACGCCCCUCGAUGUCAAUCAGCUGCAGUUCCCGCCCCCGGAUAAGGUGGUCGUGAAGACCAAGACCGAGUAUGAGCCUGACCGCAAGAAGGGCAAGGGGCGUGUGCACAAGAUCGCCGAGUUCACCGUCAGCAUCACCGAGGGCAUGUCGGAGCGGCUCAAGGUCUCCGUGCUGGUCUUCAUCGCCCUGGCCUUCCUCACCUGCGUCGUCUUCCUGGUCGUCUACAAGGUGUACAAGUACGAGCGCCUCUGCCCCGACGGCUUCGUCCUCAAGAACUCCCAGUGCAUCCCCAAUGGCCUGGCGGCGUACUACGCGGAGCAGGACCCCCACUCCCCGGACAAGUUCUACGCCGUCGUGAACCACUACAACCUGGCCAAGCAGAGCAUCACCCGCUCCGUGUCGCCCUGGAUGUCCGUGCUGUCGGAGGAGAAGCUGUCAGAGCAGGAGACGGAGGCGGCCGAGAAGUCGGCCUAGCGGGGCGGGCGGGCUCCGUGCAGGGCGCCGCCCGAAGGUGACAGAGG